AUGGGCUUGGCUGUCACAGAAAGGCUCGUUGAAUUGGGCUGGAACGUCACCAUAGUCGACUUCAAUGCGCCAAAGGGUGAGGCCGUCGCGAGCAGACUGGGACCCCAAGUUCUCUUCGUAAAAGCCAACGUUGCGAACUGGGACCAGCUCUCAAAGUCUUUCGUGGAAUCAUGGCAGAAAUGGGGCAGACUUGACUUUGCUACUGACGUGACCUGCCAGGGCAUUGGCGAUCGUAUCGACUGGUAUGCACCGGCCAAGGAACUUCCGGAUGGAUCGCCAGAAAAGCCAGACACGUUGGUCGCAGAUAUCUGCCUGACGUCACCUGUCUGGUGUAGUUAUCUAGGUAUGCAUUAUUUUCGAAAGAACGCCAAGCCAGGAGGAAGAAUUGUCUUUACUAGCAGCCAAUGUGGACUCUAUCCUGGGCCAAGUAUCCCCAUUUACACCGCCGCUAAACAUGGGGUUGUGGGGUUGACUCGAGCCAUGGGUGCGCGGUUAGAGCAGCUCAAAGAGCCCAUCACUGUCAACUGCAUUUGCCCGGGUCUCGUGCCGACCAACAUCAUGCCAGAAGCAAUUUCCAAUGCCACACCUCCGGAGUUCGUCACGCCCUUGAGCACGAUUGUGCGUGCUGUAGAGGGCUUUUUUGCAGAUGAGGAGGGCAAGUAUCAGGGCCAGGUUGCUGAAUGUAGUGGCGAGAGCAUAGUAAUGAGACCUCAGAACGAGUACAAAGAUGAUGCUACCAGAUAUAUCUACUCCGAUUCUGCCUACGCAAAGGCUGAUCGAGAGCAGGUUAUGAAGGAACUACUCGAGAAACGCGCAGAAUUGGCUCAAAGUAUAGCUAGCGUGGCAUAA
Verruconis gallopava is the source of this 849-nucleotide messenger RNA. RefSeq lists its product as uncharacterized. The transcript has 3 exons. Gene Ontology annotation, molecular function: oxidoreductase activity, acting on the CH-OH group of donors, NAD or NADP as acceptor. NCBI's taxonomy places the organism in Eukaryota, Fungi, Ascomycota, Dothideomycetes, Venturiales, Sympoventuriaceae. Bases 1 to 849 code for a protein of 282 amino acids. Gene Ontology annotation, cellular component: cytoplasm. The record is from RefSeq and is a predicted model, not a curated record.